This is a messenger RNA of Phragmites australis (common reed), 1242 nucleotides long. RefSeq lists its product as uncharacterized. The transcript is spliced from 6 exons. Gene Ontology annotation, cellular component: cytoplasm; membrane. The coding region runs from base 72 to 791 and encodes 239 amino acids. The record is from RefSeq and is a predicted model, not a curated record. Lineage: Eukaryota; Viridiplantae; Streptophyta; Magnoliopsida; Poales; Poaceae.
CACCAAAGCGGCCACACUCUGUCGCACGCCUCGAGCACUCCCCACUCUCACGCCGCCGCCGCGGCGCGAAGAUGAAGGCCAUCGGGAGCGGCGGCGACUGGUGGUGGAACCUCCCGUCUCUCCGCCGCAAGUCUGACUCCCGUCGCCGCGGCAGACGCAGCACUGACCCCCGCGGCCGCCGCCGCGGUCCCCCGCGGGAGCCGCUCUCGUCGUCGUCGUCCGAGUCCAUCGGCCAGAGCCGCGGCUGGCACAUCGGGUUCCCCUUCAGGCAGGCGGCCACUGCAGCCUCUCUCACCUUCACCGGCGACACCAUCGCGCAAGUCCGCCGCCGCAUCGUCGACCGCCGAACCCGCGGUGCCGGAUCCGAGAGCAAGGGACUGAUACCAGACAUACUGUUGAACCACGAUUGGCUUCGUGCACUUCGUAUGGCUUCCUAUGGAUUUCUUCUUUAUGGUCCAGGUUCAUAUGCAUGGUAUCAAUUCCUUGAUCGGUGUAUGCCCAAACAGACAUUUGCAAAUUUGUCCGCUAAGGUCAUACUGAACCAGAUCGUGCUUGGUCCUUGUGUUAUUGCUGUAAUUUUUGCUUGGAACAACUUAUGGUUAGGGAAACUGUCAGAACUGCCAUCUAAAUAUCAGAAUGAUGCCCUUCCUACACUUCUAUAUGGGUUUAAGUUUUGGAUUCCUGUAUCGAUUGUCAACUUUGGGAUGAUUCCUUUGUCUGCUCGUGUUGCCUUCAUGUCCUCUUGUUCCAUUUUUUGGAACUUUUAUCUAUCGACUACUAUGAGCAAAUGAAACCCCCAGUUCAUCAGAGUUGCUUACCUAUCUGGAACUUCACGCUGAACAAUCUGACAUGAUGUAUGAUAAUAUACGAGCCUCGGGUUAUUGGUUAGAUUCAUUCAACGGCAACAGCAGAGGAUCUGAAGGAGUUAGUUGCAGCAGGCAUAACUGUUCACCGUAAGGUCUCCCCUCUUGGACAGUUCUGGUGGUGUUAUUUUGAGCCUUGAGGCCUUAUUCAAGAUGUUGCAUGAUCAUAAGAUCAAUGGGGACGUGCAAUUUUGUCUAAUUAUGCAUGGAACAUCUGGCUCCAAUUUGACUUUAAAUGGCAUUGAGUUUGUUAUUUAGGAUGUGUUGAAGCAACUUUACUUCUAUAACAAUGGCAUAUUGAUAUAUAUCUUUGAAUAGAAAUGAGGUGUAUAAGUUAUGUUGUCAAGAGGAAUAUGAAUUCUGUUGCUGGAUGUGUUAA